Messenger RNA from Centrocercus urophasianus (Greater sage-grouse), 895 nucleotides. RefSeq lists its product as uncharacterized. NCBI's taxonomy places the organism in Eukaryota, Metazoa, Chordata, Aves, Galliformes, Phasianidae. The coding region runs from base 1 to 735 and encodes 244 amino acids. The transcript is spliced from 4 exons. The record is from RefSeq and is a predicted model, not a curated record.
AUGACUCCAGCCCGGACUCAGCUCGUUCCAACCUGCGGGAGGAACAGGCCAAGAUGGCGUCAGCGCAUCAUCCUCACGGCCCCAACGGCCACCCCACGCCCGCCAUCAGCCCCCCCCGACUCCCCACAGAUCGCCCUGCACCCCCCGAGGCCGCCCAGCCCCACACGGCCUCGGAUGGCGGCGGAUUCCACACGGCCCCACCCUGCGCUCACCGCUACGGCUCUCGGCUACAGAGAGCGGAAAGGAGAGGACGCACUUCCGCUUCCGGGACACCUCCUCAAGCCCCGCCCUUCGCAGCGCGCUACGGCGCGGGCGGAGGGACAAAAACCAGAGGGGAGAACGCGGAGCGGCGCUGCGCUGAGUUGUUGGGUGCUGCACCCUGCGGGCUGUGCGGAUCUUGUUGGCGGCUGCUGCUACGUUGUGAACAGAGCUGCCGAUGGCUGUGGGAUGGGCACACGCUGGCAGCACCGAGGACUUAACGCUGCUCAGCCCUGGAAACAACGCUAUCCGUUUCAAUUAGAGCAAGCAGGGAAGCGGCUAUUAAGUGCUUCGUUAUUAUGGUCUUCUCCCAUCCGUGACAUGAAAGAUGAGGACCGUGGUGGCUCCAGCAGUGCAGUGCCUCUCUCUCAUCCCAGAGGUGGAGAGGAAUCGCUUAUGAUGACACGGCUGUGGGCGUGCAGCUGCCUCAGCCCCCCCUUUGCCCAAAUCUUCGGCACCCCCAGCGCAGGGCAGUGAGCUGCAGUGACAGUGGUGCACAUGGAACCCAUCCUCCACCACCACCAUCCCCGUGCCACCGUGGGAGUGCUGGGGACAGCGUGUCCCGUGCUAGCGAUCACGCUCAGCUCUGCUGUCAUUGCUGCUGCCUGAGCCCCGGCAAUGCUUAUGAAUAAAUGAA